Dermacentor albipictus is the source of this 1573-nucleotide messenger RNA. RefSeq lists its product as uncharacterized. Lineage: Eukaryota; Metazoa; Arthropoda; Arachnida; Ixodida; Ixodidae. The record is from RefSeq and is a predicted model, not a curated record.
UCUUUCGUCCUAUUGGACGUUUGCGGUCAUCACCUUGACCUUCGUUCUUGUCUCCUUUUUCUGUUUCGUGAUUUUCAUCUUUACGAUCACGGCACCAGGUGUGCAGGAAACGACGCUCUUUGACGAGGACCUUGAGUUAAGCGGUGGUGAUGGUGACUAUGGAGACCGCGACACAAAGAGCACUACCGAGAAUCCCAGGGAACGCGUCACGAGCCCACGUCUUCAGAGAAAGGAAUCCGCGACAACCAGCGGGAUGCGAUCCACGCCGGCAGUGCAAAGCACCCGGCCAGCAGUUUUUCCUUCGCCGUCACCGAGCUCAACGAUGCCUGUUCCAGUGGCGCCAGCGGCACCUACAGGCACCGUUGUGUGCACCGUCUCCAACCUGAUGCCUCCGGAAACGUCUGCUCUGCCACUGGAUGGCGCCUGCGAUCUGCUGUUCUUCGAGUCCUUCUACAAGGAGAACAAGAACAACCUGUCCGGCGGCUACGGUGCGAUCGAGCUGAACGCUCGCGUCUUUCUGGAGCAGGCGCGUAAUGUUAACAAGACCCAGUACGGCAUCUCUUUCGCGCUCACGAAAACGCUCUCAAGUGCAGAUUUCACGACCAGCAAUUUCUACGAAAUGAUUGAUGAUAUCUGGAAUCGCAAGAUCUACCACUUCGGAUUUCUGAACUUGUACCGCGAGUUCUCGGCUCCUGAAGCCGUGAGGGAAGCCUUGCUUGCCCUGAAGGAACUGUACUUUUACAUAAAGCGCAUCAACCAACAGCGGCAGCCUUCGUACCAAAUCCUGGGUUUGUCCAUCGACCAUUUAGAAAAUUUCCCGACAGUGGACUUGAUGAGGUCUAUAUUCGUGCCCUCAAUUUUCAUCUCGAUUGGUCACGUGUCGUACUCCGACGCAAGUUUUCCGUACUGUCAAAUACUGCCACCAACCAUUCGUUUUUAUCCAGGUAUCCACAGGAGUAAACAGGAAAAGCAAUACGGACACUCAAUGGUAAGAAGUGUGGAGUUGCUUGACAGAGUGAGCCAGCUGCACCUGAAUAUUACGUUAGCCAUCUCGGUAGGACUCAGCGGGCGGUACUACCGACCGCAUCUGCCGAACCCUACAUUCGCCACUCUGAAUGACUACCGGCCGUUCAAGAAAUGCUUGGAUUUCAAUGGCUCGCGUUAUGACGACCCGGUAAAACUCUGCCCAAGCGUCGUCGGAGCGGAUUGGAAAGUUUUUAAGAGUGACGUUCAACUGUACAUCAUGGUGUACAGUAUGUACCUGGAACGAACGUUUAUGUUCGACAAUGCGCACUUGAUCAAAGAGAAGGUUUGCCAUUCCAGAGACGGCUUCGACAAAGUUAACUAUACCGUGGCGGCUUAUGACGUCGAUUUUGACUCAUCGCCUGAAGGCUGCCCGGAGCUGGACAUCAAAGCUGGCGCCUUCAACCGGCUUUCUACAAUUCGGCCACUGAAUGAAUACUUGCGCAACUUCACACGCGCUUACCGGUGCUCCCAAAUGAAUUUCACCAGAACUCGAGCCUUAUAAUCCCUCACACGAGCUUGUAAAUAAAAGGAACACUGCCUCGUUUGG